GAUACAGGUGUGUAUACAGAUGUUAUGGCUACAAAUCCGAAGAGUUGGUGCCGAGCUUUCUUCAAGCUGGGAAAUUACUGCGAAGAUGUGGAGAACAACUCGACAGAGUCCUUUAACAGCUCCAUCAACAAGGCAAGAGAGAAGCCAUUUGUGCAUAUGCUCGAAACAAUAGCAAGACUUGCUAUGGUACGUAUAGCCACAAGAUCCAGAGAAUCUCAUGAACACCAAGGAAAAUGUACACCAUAUGUGCAGAGAGUUCUCGCUAAGGCUCUUGUUGAUAAGCCCUUUAAAGACGGAGCCAACAAAUGUGUUGUUAGAAGAAGCGUUAAAGGCUACUUUGACUCAAGAUUGAAUGGCCAAACUCAUCGUGUCAAUUUGGAGAAAAGAACUUGUUCGUGCAGGAAGUUCGACAUCACUGGAAUUCCAUGUAAGCAUGCAUAUGGUGUGAUGCUGAAGUUAAAGGUUGAUCCGUCAGACUAUGUUUGUGAGUGGUUUCGCACGGCUAAGUGGAGAAGAAACUACACAGAUGGAAUUGUUCCAGUCAGGGGUUCUAUGUUUUGGCCCAAAACAGAUGCUCCUGAUGUACAUGCUCCACCUGUAGAGGAUGAACAAGGGGAAGAAACAGAGGGAGAACGAGGGAAAGAAACAGGGAAGAAGAAGAAGAAGCUCACCAAAGCGGAUAAGACAAGGAAAAGAGGUGUGAAUGAGUCACCAACCAAGAAGCUACCAAAAGCCAAGAAAAGGAUUAUGCAUUGUGGCGUUUGUGGUAAGGCUAAUCACAACUCGAGGUGGCAUGCAAAGCAGGGCAAGCAUGAUGAUUCGGUACCGGUAAGCACAUCUCAAACUGCAGGUGAAUCCUCACAAGGAACUCUCACUCAAGCUAGUGUUUCUCAAGCUUGAAUGAUUUGAUAUGUAAUGGCAUCUAUUAUCUUUUGUUUUGAACUUAAUUUUCGACAGCUAUGUAAUGACAUAUAUCUUUGGUUUUGAACUUAAUGGUCUUGGAUCCAUGUAAUGUAAUGACAUUUAUCUAUCUUUGUUUUGCACUUCAUAUUAUCUUUGUUACUGCAACUAGAAGCUUGUAUAUUUUCUUUAAAAUCAUUGCAUUCUACUGAAUAAAAUAGGCUUAACAAUCAUCUUAAAAUAGACAAAGUCAUUGCAUUAAUAAAAUUGAAAUCAUGUCAAAGUACACAAACCACAAUGAUCAAACACACAAAGCACAAGAUUACUAAAACAAAGGUCAUUCCUACAUAAACCUUUUCAACCAAAGAGCUUACUAAACCCAACCAUGCCCAUACACAAAACAACUACAACAACCAUCAUUUUCUUCAUCGUAGAAGAUGAUUCAACCAAAGCCUCUUCAACUCUCUCGAAAAUCUCCUUCUCAAGCUUCAUUUGCACAUUCUCAAACACUAUUCUCUCAAACUCAUUCCUCUCCAUUGUAACUGUCUCCAGUUUUGCCGCAAGUGAAGCAUUUUUCAUUUUUAAUGCCUCUAUCUCAUCUAAAUAAGCCUCAUCGACCACAUGAAAGUGUGGUUGUCAUUCGAGAGCUGUGCAUUAUUUAGACAAAAAAUUGUGAAAAGAAAACAUUAACUAAUACAAUGAAGAAGAAGCAAGGAUUAAUCAAAUUACCUUCUUAGAUACAGCAUAUCCGCAACGAUAGUAACGCCGGUACAGAUUGUUGCUGGAUUUCGAAACCAAUUCCAUUAUUUGAACCCCACAAUGACAAAGUCUCGGCACACCAAACACUCUGCCUCCAGAACGUCCACUUGACGAACCACUAGAAGCUCCAGACACGUUACUCAUGGCUUUAAAUCUGAAAAUUAACACAAAUUGAGAAGAGAUUAAGAACAAAAAGCAAUAAGCACUCGACAAUAAGAAAAGAAGAAGAAGAACUCUGAGAUUCACAUUCUACAGUUUUCUAGGGUUCUUACCAAUUUGGGAUUUUUUUGAUUUGGGAUUUUUGACCCUUGUGUCGGGUUAUCACCGAGAUAUAGGUCCGGUUAGCAAUAUUUGGGUUUUCCUUCGGUUUACUAACGGAGGUUUGAUGGUUUGGUACUGGGGUUUCGACAUUUAACCAUCGAAAUUGGUCGGGUGGGGAAAGAGAUAUUUAACUUUGAUAUGGUGGGUAUAUAGAUAUUUAACUUUCGUUUGGUGGGGAAAUGAAACGAGGCAAUAGUUUGAUGGAGAAAUAGUGCGACACCAUAGUUCCGGUGGGGAAAUAGAUCGCCAGCCCCUUCAUAUAUAGAGCAUUUACCGAACACAUAGAUUUUGAGAAAAAUUCAAAAAAUUUGAAAAUACUGUUUUAAUACGUAUUUGAAUCAUGUAAUAACAUAUGAUGAAGUUCAAAGAGGUUUGGAACCUUUGUUGUCUCCGUUUCUCUAGGGAAUAGCAAUUUUAUAGUGGUUAGUCCAAUGAUUUACAGAGCAUUUGCAGUUUUCCUAAAUUAAUGGAUAAAAAAUUAGAACGAUGUCCAUGUACCAUGAAAAGAAGUUUAUCAUACAUUAAUACAAAGGUUUAAUGUGGUUUUAAAUUUUAAAACAAAUUUAAAGAUUAUAGGCUUCAUAUAUUGUGCAUUUACCGAAAACUCACUAUUUUCGUAGGGGAGUACACAUAGAUUUUGAGAAAAAAUCAAAAAAUUUGAAAAUACUGUUUUAAUACAUAUUUGAAUCAUGUAAUAAUAUAUGAUGGAGUUCAAAGAGGUUUGGAACCUUUGUUGUCUCCGUUUCUCUAGGGAAUAGCAAUUUUAUAGUGGUUAGUCCAAUGAUUUACAGAGCAUUUGCAGUUUUCCUAAAUUAAUGGAUAAAAAAUUAGAACGAUGUCCAUGUACCAUGAAAAGAAGUUUAUCAUACAUUAAUACAAAGGUUUAAUGUGGUUUUAAAUUUUAAAACAAAUUUAAAGAUUAUAGGCUUCAUAUAUUGUGCAUUUACCGAAAACUCACUAUUUUCGUAGGGGAGUACACAUAGAUUUUGA
Molecule: messenger RNA, 2970 nt
Organism: Brassica rapa (field mustard)
Lineage: Eukaryota; Viridiplantae; Streptophyta; Magnoliopsida; Brassicales; Brassicaceae
Molecular function (GO): zinc ion binding
Source: RefSeq, a predicted model, not a curated record